Messenger RNA from Penicillium cinerascens, 594 nucleotides. RefSeq names its product GNAT family N-acetyltransferase. The coding region runs from base 1 to 594 and encodes 197 amino acids. Gene Ontology annotation, molecular function: acyltransferase activity, transferring groups other than amino-acyl groups. The record is from RefSeq and is a predicted model, not a curated record. The transcript has a single exon. Lineage: Eukaryota; Fungi; Ascomycota; Eurotiomycetes; Eurotiales; Aspergillaceae.
AUGACCAUCAAGGCCCAGACAAGUCUGCGCACGACACGCCUCGAGCUAGUGCCUCUCGGUCCCGAGCACCUCGAUUUGACCAUCCAGCUGGACAUGGACCCAAAGGUCAUGAAGUACGUCGCCUUCGGAGUCCCGUUUACCAAAGACCAAGCGCUCCAGGUCCACCAGUGGCUCCUCCAGCAGGCGACAUAUGUCCCCGGUUUCGGAACUUGGGUCGGGUUUGCAGGGGGCGAGUUUGUUGGAUGGUGGAUACUGGCGCCGAGACCCAUCGCCGACAACCCUACGAAGUUUAGUAAGGAGGAAGCUGACUUCGGCUUCCGGCUCUCGCCGAAGUUCUGGAGACAAGGAUACGCCAAGGAAGGCGGCUGCGAGCUCUUACGGCACGCUUUCCAGGAUUUGGGUGUCGUGGAGGCGAGUGGUGAGACUAUGACUGUGAACGCGGCUUCUAGGGCUGCUAUGGAAUCUUGUGGAUUGAAGCACGCUGCUACCUUUUUCAACGAUUACCCUACGCCACCUCCGGGCAUCGAGGAGGGUGAGAUGCGGUACUCGAUUACCAAGGAGGAUUGGGUCUCGUCGGUUUCUGGACGGCAAUAA